UUUCUCAUACCUCGAUGUUUUGAAAAAAUGCAGUGCUGCCACUACGAUCGAAAUGCGGUCACACUAGACAGCUGAUUUUUUCCAACUGGAAGAUUUGCUUUGCACACUGGACAAAGGAAAUGUCCCAUUUGUCGGCUUAUCCAGCAUAUACGUCAGUCUAAACAUGGAGAAAAGCUGCAGUAUUGGCAACGGACGGGAGCAAUACGGCUGGGGACAUGGCGAACAAUGCGGCACGCAGUUCCUUGAAUGUGUCUACAGGAACGCGUCCAUGUACUCUGUUCUGGGCGAUCUGAUCACAUACGUGGUGUUCCUGGGGGCUACGUGCUACGCAAUACUUUUCGGCUUCCGACUGUUGCUGUCCUGCGUGCGAAUCGUCCUCAAAGUGGUUAUCGCCCUCUUCGUCAUCCGAUUGCUGCUAGCUUUGGGCUCCGUCGACAUCACAUCUGUUAGCUAUUCCGGGUGAAGUGACCAAUCUGGCGAAUGCCAUCGGGACCACGGCCUUUAAACUACAUUAACUAAAUCAAAUAUAAAUUCCAAAUUGAAGAACACUGUAAAUUACAUUAAACGGUUUGUCAUUAAUUCCUUUGUUAAAGAGCACUUGCCAACAUUAAAGCAUAAUAUUUUAUUUAA
Molecule: messenger RNA, 630 nt
Organism: Drosophila melanogaster (fruit fly)
Lineage: Eukaryota; Metazoa; Arthropoda; Insecta; Diptera; Drosophilidae
Exons: 1
Coding region: 164-463 (99 amino acids)
Source: RefSeq, marked reviewed